CUCAGGAAGGCCACCUCCUCCUGCCCUCCCCCGCCGUGUCACCACUCACCGCAUAGCCUCCAGGGGGUGGGGACCCCAGCCUGGACACUCCCCACUGUGGCCCCAGACCUCAGCCGGCCAGACAGACGUUCAGUUGGACGCAGGGCCCCGGAGCCCAAGGUGGGCGGCACGCCAGGGUCCCUCGUGGCCUCUCAAGCCCCGUCCAGACCAUGGGUGUCAAGACUGCGCUGCCCGCUGCCGAGCUGGGCUUCUACUCUCUGGUGCUGAGUGGGGCCCUGGCCUUCGCCGCCCGGGGCCUCCUGGAGGCAUCCCAAGAAGGGGCCCACAGGAAGUCCUUCCGGCAGUCUGUACGACCUGGCUGGGAGUACAUCGGUCGGAAGAUGGACGUGGCUGACUUUGAGUGGGUGAUGUGGUUCACCUCCUUCCGCAACGUCAUCCUCUUUGCCCUCUGUGGACACGUGCUCUUUGCCAAGCUGUGCACCAUGGUUGCCCCCCAGCUACGCUCCUGGAUGUAUGCGGUGUACGGAGUCCUGGCUGUGGUGGGCACCAUGGGCCCCUGGUACCUGCUGCUGCUGCUCGGCCACUGCGUGGGCCUCUACAUUGUGUCCCUCCUGGGCCAGCCCUGGCUCUGCCUUGGCCUUGGCCUGGCCAGCCUGGCCUCCUUCAAGACAGACCCCCUCAUCUCCUGGCAGAGUGGGUUUGUAACGGGCACUUUCGACCUCCAAGAGGUGCUGUUCCAGGGGGGCAGUGGCUUCACGGUGCUGCGCUGCACCAGCUUCGCGCUGGAACGCUGCGCAUACCCCAGCCGCCGGUACUCACUGGCUGACCUGCUCAAGUACAACUUCUACCUGCCCUUCUUCUUCUUCGGGCCCAUCAUGACCUUCGACCGCUUCCACGAGCAGGUGAGCCAGGCGGAGCCAGUGCGGCCUGAGGGGGAGUUGUGGCGGAUCCGCGCGCAGGCGGGGCUCAGUGCGGCCGCGGUCGCAGCCGUCGGCGUCUUCUUCCACUUCUUCUACAUCCUCACCGUCCCCAACGACCUCAAGUUUGCCGCCCGCCUCCCAGACGGCGCGCUCGCUGGCCUGGCCUACGCGAACCUGGUGUACGACUGGGUGAAGGCGGCUGUGCUCUUCGGCGUUGUCAACACCGUGGCGCGCCUGGACCACCUGGACCCGCCGCGGGCGCCCAAAUGCAUCACAGCGCUCUACGUCUUCGGGGAGACGCACUUCGACCGGGGCAUCAACGACUGGCUGUGCAAGUAUGUGUAUGACCACAUUGGCGGGGAGCACUCGGCUGUGAUCCCGGAGCUGGUGGCUUCUGUGGCCACCUUUGCUGUUACCACACUGUGGCUUGGGCCCUGUGACAUCGUCUACCUGUGGUCCAUCCUCAACUGCUUUGGCCUCAACUUCGAGCUCUGGGUCCAGAAGCUGGCAGAGCAUAGGCCUCUGGCUCAGGUGGAGGCCUCCCUGUCUGGGCAGAUGAGCCGCCGGGUGCGGGCCCUCUUUGGAGCUGUGAACUUCUGGGCCAUCAUCAUGUACAACCUUGUGAGCCUGAACAGCCUGGAGUUCACAGAGUUGGUGGCUCGGCGCCUGCUGCUCACAGGGUUCCCCCAGACCACGCUGGCUGUCCUGUUUGUCACCUACUGUGGAGUCCAGCUGGUGAAGGAGCGUGAGCGCGCCUUGGCGCUGGAGGAGGAGCUGGGCCAGGACAAGGAGAAGCCAGAGUGAGGGCAAGGGCCCGACCCAAGAAUAAAGCCUUUUUUACCACAUG
This is a messenger RNA of Octodon degus (degu), 1767 nucleotides long. RefSeq names its product hedgehog acyltransferase like (gene Hhatl). The transcript is spliced from 12 exons. Gene Ontology annotation, molecular function: acyltransferase activity. Lineage: Eukaryota; Metazoa; Chordata; Mammalia; Rodentia; Octodontidae. The record is from RefSeq and is a predicted model, not a curated record. Bases 210 to 1724 code for a protein of 504 amino acids. Gene Ontology annotation, biological process: negative regulation of N-terminal protein palmitoylation. Gene Ontology annotation, cellular component: endoplasmic reticulum.